Messenger RNA from Rotaria sp. Silwood1, 495 nucleotides. The record is from the annotation of a GenBank genome assembly. Lineage: Eukaryota; Metazoa; Rotifera; Eurotatoria; Philodinida; Philodinidae.
AUGGAUGUACUUAUUGAAUAUCGUAACGAAUUUCAAGAUAAAAUUAAUACAGCAAUACAAAAGGAUGAUUUAUAUGGGCCACUUUUUGAACAAAUUGACCAAUGGCAAAAAAUGAUGACUGAAAAAGUAAAUCUAGUAGCGGAACAUACACGUCAACAAGUUGCUCAAUUAUUAAAUUCGAAACGAGUUAAAUUAAGUAAUGAUUUCAAGAGAUUUUCACAAGAAUUAAUUCAUUUAAAAGAAACAGAAAAUUUUGUUGAACAUGAUUUAACACGUUUGAAAUACAUUAUCCAUCAAUUUAAUCAUGAAUUGAAACAAUUAGCUAAACCAUGGACGAUUGAACUGCAUACAGAACAAAGUGAUCGAAUUGUUUGGAGUCAACUUAUUUAUGUUGAAGAAAAGUCAACUUAUGCUGGAAUCCAACAGCGACAGCAAUAUCUAGAGGACGAAGCAACAGGUGCAAUCUUCUCUCGAAAACAACCACCUAAGAGUUAA